AAAAAUGGAAAAAAAAAACAGAAGUCAGCUGAGUGAGUCUGGGUCUUCAAAAUCCAAAUCUCUUCCCAAGAGUGAUUCUUCACUGCCCUGCUAGCAGCGGCGUCGUCUCCACAUACAGUCUUUUGCACCCACACGCAAAAAGGAAAAAAAAAAAAAUUUAAAGGAAAAACAAAACACACACAAUAUCAUCUUCCUCAUCAUCGUGAAUUCUCUUAUCGAAACAACAAAAAGGAUGAUGUUUCACUACUGAAACAAAACAAUAUACAAGGAAUUUUGAUGGAUCCAGGAGAGCUUCGAUUAAUUGGAGAGUAUAUAGUGGGACCGAAAAUCGGGUCGGGUUCUUCCGCGGUAGUUUGGAAAGCCAGACAUCGUCAGUCGGGUAUUGAAGUAGCUCUGAAAGGGAUUGAUAAAAAAAAGUUGCUUAGCCCAAAAGUCAGUGAAAAUUUACGCAAAGAAAUUUCUGUUCUCAGCACCAUCAAUCACCCCAACAUUAUUCGUUUCCAUGAAGCUUUUGAGACUGAAGAGAUAAUUUAUUUGGUUUUGGAAUAUUGUGAUGGAGGUGAUCUUGCGGCAUAUAUUGAUAGCCAUGGCAAAGUAUCAGAGACUGUUGCCAGGCAUUUUAUGAGACAAUUGGCUUCAGGAUUGCAAGUGCUUCAUGAAAAGCAUCUCAUUCAUAGGGAUUUGAAGCCGCAGAACUUACUCUUGUCAACUAAUGAAGCUUCUCCAGUAUUGAAGAUUGGGGAUUUUGGUUUUGCAAGGUCAUUGACACCCCAAGAUCUGGCUGACACACUAUGUGGUUCACCAUUGUACAUGGCUCCUGAGAUUAUUCAGAAUCAAAUGUAUGAUGCAAAGGCCGACUUAUGGAGUGUCGGGGCAAUCUUGUUCCAACUGGUGACUGGAAAGCCACCAUUUGGUGGCAGUACUCAGUUUCAGCUUUUUCAGAAUAUUUUGGCAUCCACUGAUCUGCAGUUUCCACCAGAUGCUUUGAGAGAACUACAUCCAGAUUGUGUGGAUCUCUGCAGAUGCCUUUUACGCCGAAACCCCGUUGAGCGAAUAACAUUCGAGGAGUUUUUCAAUCACAAGUUCAUAGGAGAGCUGAGGCAAACAGAGGAUGUUGAAUUGAGCUCUCCAGUUCAACUAACAAAACCAGUGUUUGAGCAGUGUAAUCCUUCUGCUUCCAAAGAGAGGCCUCCAUUACUAUCUGGCUGUUCUGCAGACUCCUCAAGCCGAAAUCCAGAAUCAGCUAUUUCUUCUUUGCAUGAAAAAGUGGUACUGAAAGUUAAAGAUCAUGGAAGCACAUCGGGCACUACAGAUUUAAUAGAGUCCAUUGAGAAAGAUUAUGUUCUUGUCAAUCCUGAUUUUGCUUCAGUUGAUGCAUUUUCUUUCUACCUUACUACAUCUGUGCAAGAUAAUUCCACUACCAGAGUUUCUAUCUGCCCUUCAAAGAAAAAUGACCGUUCAGCAGAUGCUAUGGACACAAAGGAUUUGGCGGCUGGAUGUGCUGGUUCUGCAGGAAAUUCAGAGUUCAAUGUUUCAGUUCCAUUGGAAAAAUCAUGCAGAUCAAGUAUGUUAAAAGAAUUGCAAGGACUGACCAUAUUGCAUCCUUCCAUUAACCUCCAGUUGUUGCAUCAGUAUGUGCAUGCUCUUUCGGAACUGGCACAAGAAAAGUACGCUGCAGGACUCUUUCUAGAAUCAUUUUCCAUUGAGCUGGUUGUUUUGGCUAUAUGGAAAAAGGCUGUUGAAAUCUGUGGCUCCUGGCUGACCUCUACAGAGAGUGAAUUACCGGGCACCAGUCAAGCUAAUGAAUUGAAAGCUGUUCAAGGUGGCAAAAUCUUGGUUCCGAACUCAGAAGACAAAAUAGAUUUUAGCAGCCCUAUUUCUGUUAGCAAGUGGGCAGAGCAAGGGUUUAUUGUUGCAGUUGAUCGUUCAGAGAAGUUAUCAUCUCAUAUUCGAGAUAUGGAUGCUGCUGUUGAGAUGCCUGAUGCUAUGGAAAUCAUAUACCAAAAAGCACUCUCCGUCGGGACCAGUGGAGCUUUUGCGGAGUCUAUGGUGAACAAGGUUCGUGCUGCAGCAUUGUACUCUAAAGCAAUGCUUCUGCUUUCAUUCAUUGUCGGAGAAGCAUCGUCUCUGCAACUAUAUCCUCCAUUUAUUCUUGAUGAUGUUAAUAAGACGCGAAUCCAAAACUACAUUAACAAUUUGCGGUCACGACAAUCUAACUUAAUGAUAUCAAGGCCCACUCUUAAACAAACCGAGUUUGUAGCCAAGUAAACACAUUGGCUGUCCGGCUGUGUUCACAACACUAGCCCCUCUUACAUUCUACUUAACAACAUAUGUCAGGCAAAUCAUGGUCAUCACGAGGAGUGGUGAAUAAAUUAAUAGCUGUUGAUGAAGAAAUGACGAGGAAAUAAUUCUUGGACUUGCUGUAAUGUAUAUAGAGAGAAUGAUGGUCACAGACUGCCGGCGGCUAAUCUUUUUGCGGGUAGAAUGUGAAUAUGUAUUAUAUACAAAUACAUGUAUAGAUAUAUAGAUAUAUAGAAAUGAUCCCUUGUAAAAUCUUUCAUCCCCCCUCUUUUUCAGCAAGUUUAUGAAAGUCUGUGAUUUUUUGUCC
Molecule: messenger RNA, 2608 nt
Organism: Mangifera indica (mango)
Lineage: Eukaryota; Viridiplantae; Streptophyta; Magnoliopsida; Sapindales; Anacardiaceae
Product: serine/threonine-protein kinase ATG1a
Exons: 13
Coding region: 277-2268 (663 amino acids)
Biological process (GO): autophagosome organization; peptidyl-serine phosphorylation; protein autophosphorylation
Cellular component (GO): autophagosome; cytoplasm
Molecular function (GO): ATP binding; protein serine/threonine kinase activity
Source: RefSeq, a predicted model, not a curated record